Molecule: messenger RNA, 1431 nt
Organism: Durusdinium trenchii
Lineage: Eukaryota; Dinophyceae; Suessiales; Symbiodiniaceae
Source: the annotation of a GenBank genome assembly
CUGUGCUAGCCAUUCACUCCGGGUUGCCUUGUGGCGAGCCAUGGGAAGUGGAAGUUCUGUAAAUGACAAAGAGGGCGAGAACACUCCGGUCUCUGUGGGGAAGCAGCUUUGCAGUUCGGCCAUUAAAGGUGCACACACUCGAGCGGAGGAAGAACAGGCAUUGCGAGAAGCAUUUAUGACCUUCGAUCGAGACGCUUGGGGCACAAGAUCGGCUUGGCCCGGUGCAGCCCAUUUGAUUGCCCACUUUCCGGUCUUCCAAGGACGGGAACGGAGAAAUCAGCAAGACCGAGUUCACGAAGGUGAUGACGCAUCUGACCCAGUUCAACAAGAAGUUUAGUGAGCAGCAACUCGAAACCUUGUUUGAUGCAGCUGACACAGACAAGGAUGGUGCAAUUCAAUACGAGGAACUCUGCAGCUGGCUUUGCGACACUCCAUGCUUCUCGAGGUAUUUCCAAGAACUGGACAAGAUCGAGAAGGAGUACCAUCGGAGGCUCCAUACUACAACGAAGGGAGAUGCCUCAGUCAUGAGAGAGGAGGAUUCUUCUGAGUGGAUGGCGAAGCAGUUUGACAAGCGCUUGCGGCCAAUCGUGAAGGAAGUGUUCAACUCCGCGGACAAGGACAAGAAUGGUGUAUUGACAGAAGAAGAGAGCAUUCUACUGUUCAAGAACUAUGCAGAAAAGCUUAUCAGCUACGCGAUGAGCAUCAUGCAGACGGAAAAGAGCCACUGGAUUCACGAAAACCAUUGGCUAGACAAAAAGUCUCUGAAGCAGCUUGUGCCGUCGAUGAAGGCUGUGGCACAAAAACAGUUGGCAAGCUACGAAUCGCACGUGGACGACCGGAAUGAAGAAGCGUUUAAGGUCAUGGACCGGAAUCACGACGGCAAAUUAGUUUUCGAAGAGGUGGAACAAUGCCUCACACCGGGGACAUACCGGUACAGGGAGUUCCACAAGGCAUUGAGACUUUUUACGCCUGAAGCAUUCAAGGAAACCUUCGAUGCUAUGGCGACAGAGUCGGGUGACAGGGCCAGACGCAAAUCAGAUCCACAGAUUCAAUUGCUGGUGGCCCAAGGUGAUUAGCAUGAGAUUAGUCAUGAGAUUUAGUCAUAGAGCCUUUUCGCAAAUGCGAGGCGUGAGAGCGCAUAGGGAUGCGAUCUGUGUUGCUCAUGUUUACAGAUAUGGCAAGAGGUGUUUCGCAGAACUGCGCAACACUCCAAGAUGUGACGAUGAGCAGCCUGUGGUUGGAAACAGGCCAAAGACUUUCGUUGUACAGGAAAGGUUCAGAAGAAGGAGUCACCGUCAAGGUGUUCAAGUUGCGUGCGCAAUGAUGCAAAACCAGGAGCCAACCAGGAGCCGUACAUGUAUGUAACCUGAUUCCUGCAAAUGAGUGCACUCUGAAAGUGAUUUGAUGAUGCGAUCGCACAGUCGACUCUCC